Molecule: messenger RNA, 1510 nt
Organism: Topomyia yanbarensis
Lineage: Eukaryota; Metazoa; Arthropoda; Insecta; Diptera; Culicidae
Product: DEAD-box helicase Dbp80-like
Exons: 4
Coding region: 61-336 (91 amino acids)
Biological process (GO): poly(A)+ mRNA export from nucleus
Cellular component (GO): nucleus; cytoplasmic stress granule
Molecular function (GO): RNA helicase activity; RNA binding
Source: RefSeq, a predicted model, not a curated record
UUCAGAACUGUUAAUCGAUCGAAACAGGUACGCAAAACGGCCGGUUGGUUGACCGGCAGAAUGUCCCAGGAUGAUCACUCGGUAGCGGUACUGUCCGGUGAUCUAACGGUGGAGCAACGGUUGGACGCUCUGGAUCGAUUCCGAACCGGACUAGAGAAGGUACAGAUUAUAACGAACGUUUUGUCCAGGGGUAUCGACGUCGAACAGGUGACCAUUGUCGUCAACUUCGACCUGCCGAUGGAUCAGCAGGGACGAGCCGAUUGCGAAACGUAUCUACAUCGAAUUAGACGCACCGGUAGAUUCGAACGGAAUCACCAUCAACCUAGUGGACAGUGAUCGAAGCAUGAUGAUUUGCAGAUCAAUCAAAAAACACUUCCGGAAAAAGAUUCAGUUGCUAGACGCGGAGAACUCGGACGAAAUUGAAAAUUGCUAGACACCACUGAAUGUGAACGGUCGUGUGGCGCGAAUCCACCCCACUUCAUCUGGCUGCCGGUUACAAUUCUUUGAUUCCUUUAGUAUCUCGAAGUAACCGAACUGAACGGGAACUGUAGGAAAAAAUUACAUAUAAAUACAACACAGUUAAACCCAUUCCUCAACCGGUUCGGAUUUCUGAAUGGAGUCAGUAUGGUUUCCAAUUCAAAUGCAACAAUCGAUUCCGGCCGGAUUCGGAAUCGGUUGUUGCAUUUGCGCUGGAAUCCAUACUGACUCCAUUUAGGCUUCCGAGUGGUUUGACCGGGAAGAAGCACUGUGUGUUGGAUGCUUGUUAGGUUGAUAUUCAGCGACUGAAAAAGAACCUCAACCGAACUCAAAGCUGUACACCCGUACAGUGGUGACAUACCAUUACAUGCAGUACCCCACUCAAUGUACCCGAAGCGAAAACAAGUUCUCGAAAUUUCGUAAAAGUGCUCAGUUGAACGAGCAAAUUAAAGACUUCCUAACACUGUUGCACAUUGCAGCUGAUAACUCACACUACAAGAUAAUGGACGUGCUGCUUCGUCGCGAUGCCAAGGUGGAUGCGCUCGAUGGACUCCAUCAAACAACGCUAAAUCGAUGAACUAGAGAAGAUAAUAUUCAAGCCUGUCGACUGUUACUAUCGUACAACAUCGAUACCCAGCAUUGUAUCUCUGCAGGGCCGCCCAGUUUGCUACAGAAAAUGAGCUGAAAAAUUUUCAAGAUCCGCCUUCAGACACAAUCGAUCUAGAGUGCUAACUCUUGGAAGCAGCCAAAGCCGGUGAUCUAGAUACGGUUCGACAGAUUGAACUCUCAAAUCCGGUGAAACGUAAAUUGUGAUCUGGAUGGACGACAUUCAACUCCAUUCAAUCUGGCUGCUGGCUAUAAUCGGAACUGCUGGCAAUUAGGGGGCUAUUUCAAAUGCAACACUAUCCGUAAGACAUUCUGUAGCAUUUGAAGCAGUUUAUACUGGUUGCUAAAAUACCUAGCAAAAACCACAGCAGCGCGCAGUUUCUCACAAUGCGAUUAUUUUACAAUAGUGUCGGUGUUGUUUGUUUGU